Molecule: messenger RNA, 1806 nt
Organism: Cryphonectria parasitica EP155
Lineage: Eukaryota; Fungi; Ascomycota; Sordariomycetes; Diaporthales; Cryphonectriaceae
Product: dihydrolipoamide succinyltransferase
Exons: 3
Coding region: 370-1659 (429 amino acids)
Biological process (GO): tricarboxylic acid cycle
Cellular component (GO): oxoglutarate dehydrogenase complex
Molecular function (GO): dihydrolipoyllysine-residue succinyltransferase activity
Source: RefSeq, a predicted model, not a curated record
CACCACGAUACCUUGGGGCAAAAGAGACAUUUUUCUGCCUCAGACCCAGUUUUGCAUUUUGCUGUGCCUACCCUUACCCAUCCUCACCCUCCUAAGUUCAUACUGUAUACGGUAAUUUCCUCCCAUCCCGUCCAUCCGACCCUGACGUCUACCUCUCCGUUCUUUUCCGUCCGACAUCGUAUCGUCUGGAGCUACCCUCGUGCAACAACUGCCUCACCUCGCAGCUAUCCCCUCCGCCCUCCCUUCUUGCGGGCCUAGGACUCGAAUCAACGCCGUCUUUGUCGUCGCGUACGACCCGCCUCCUUCACACUUCCAACCUUCUGCGCCGUCGUCAUCAUAUCGAGCCCCACCGGAGCGUUGCCGUCCACAAUGUUGAGAACUCUGCGAACCACAGCCCGCGCUGUCCACCUGCGCCCGCUGCAGUCUCUCCAGCACCAGGCCACAACACUGCCUCUGCCCCUGCUCAUGCGACAUGUCCGCACCUAUGCAGACAAGGUUGUCCAGGUCCCUCAGAUGGCUGAGUCCAUCUCAGAAGGCACACUAAAGCAGUGGAGCAAGCAGGUGGGCGACUUUGUCGAGCAGGAUGAGGAGAUUGCUACCAUCGAGACGGACAAGAUCGACGUCGCUGUCAACGCCCCCGAGGCCGGUACGAUCAAGGAGUUCCUCGUCAAUGAGGAGGACACCGUCACCGUGGGCCAGGACAUUGUCAGGCUAGAACUGGGUGGCGCCCCCUCUGGUGGUGCCGAGAAGUCGGAAGGCAAGGAGCCAGCCAAGGAAGAGUCUAAGGAGGAGUCCAAGCCUGAGUCCAAGUCCGAGCCCGAGUCGAAACCAGAGCCCAAGAAAGAAGAGAGCAAACCCGCGCCGCCACCCCCUGCGCCUGAGAAGAAGGGGCCGUCGCCACCACCUCAGAAACCCACCAAGGAGUCGAGUGAUGGCUCCGCGAGCAUGGGCAACCGUGAGGAGCGACGCGUCAAGAUGAACCGUAUGCGUCUCCGGAUCGCCGAGCGUCUCAAGCAGUCACAAAAUACCGCCGCCUCCCUCACCACCUUCAACGAGGUCGACAUGUCUUCGAUCAUGGAGUUCCGCAAGCUGUACAAGGAUGAGGUUCUGAAGAAGACGGGCGUCAAGCUCGGCUUCAUGAGCGCCUUUACGCGCGCCGCUGUCCUGGCCAUGAGGGAUCUCCCCGUUGUCAACGCAUCUAUCGAGGGCCCUGACGGCGGAGACACGAUCGUCUUCAGGGACUACGUUGACGUCAGCGUGGCUGUCGCUACCGAGAAAGGACUGGUUACGCCGGUCGUGCGCAAUGUGCAGACCCUGGAUAUGGUCGGCAUCGAGAAGUCUAUCGCAGACCUGGGCAAGAAGGCGCGUGACGGCAAGCUCACGCUGGAGGAUAUGGCUGGCGGUACCUUCACCAUCAGCAAUGGUGGUGUCUUCGGCUCUCUCAUGGGUACGCCCAUCAUCAAUCUGCCCCAAACCGCCGUCCUAGGUCUACAUGCCAUCAAAGACCGCGCUGUUGUUGUGAACGGCAAGGUCGAGAGCCGGCCGAUGAUGUACCUCGCUCUGACGUAUGAUCACCGUCUGCUCGAUGGCAAGGAGGCUGUCCAAUUCCUGGUGAAGAUCAAGGAGUACAUUGAAGAUCCCAGGCGCAUGUUGCUCUGAGUCUAAGUAUAUGAUAUGCUUGGCCCUUGGGGACGAGGCAUUCUUUGCUUCGUGGUCAUGGUGUUUUUACAUAAGAUGGUAGCAUGCGGGGUCGUGUGUGUCAAAUAGUGUAAAAUAGACGACACUGAGAAGACGGAUGUUUCUGAG